Messenger RNA from Crotalus tigris (Tiger rattlesnake), 1008 nucleotides. RefSeq lists its product as uncharacterized. The transcript has 3 exons. The coding region runs from base 63 to 719 and encodes 218 amino acids. Gene Ontology annotation, biological process: microtubule cytoskeleton organization; cell adhesion; establishment of cell polarity. The record is from RefSeq and is a predicted model, not a curated record. NCBI's taxonomy places the organism in Eukaryota, Metazoa, Chordata, Lepidosauria, Squamata, Viperidae. Gene Ontology annotation, molecular function: phosphatidylinositol binding. Gene Ontology annotation, cellular component: cell cortex; apical junction complex; adherens junction.
GGCAAUAAAGGCAAUACCCGGCAUAGCCUUGUAGGGGAGACAAUCCGCCCUUUUUCCUCAACAUGAGUGUAGCGAAGAGAGUGAGAGCCGCCGCCUGGCUGCGCUCAGGAGAGACGCCGAACAGGUGGCCACAGGCAGUUGUGGGCGCGCCAGGAAGGCAGCCGACAAGCAGCGAGCAGGCGUGCAUAGCGCUGUCGGCGCCCUCCCCCUCCCGGCCCGCAGCAUGUGAACCCGUCGCCCUGUCCUCCGGAAUAGCGGCACGAUUCUGCCUAUUUGGUUGCCGCAGGGUGAGGCGCCCGCCCUCGGGCCGGGCUCCCGCUUGGCACUGGUGGCCCAGGAAAAGCAAACAGACCCCAAAAGAUCUCCGUCCCUCGGGCAGCCGAACCGGACUCAGGCGGAGAGAGGCGCUCGGCCGUUUCUCCAGUCGCUCCUCUUGGGCCGUGUCUGGAGGAAGGCUCGGAAGCAAGAAGAUGAAAGUCACCGUUUGCUUCGGCAAGACCCGGGUGGUCGUGCCCUGCGGGGACGGGCACAUGAAAGUUUUGAGUCUGAUUGAACAAGCCGUCACCAGGUACAGGAAGGCAAUCGCCAAGGAUCCAAACUAUUGGAUACAGGUCCAUCGUCUAGAACACAGUGAUGGUGGAAUCCUAGACAGCGAUGACAUUCUUCGUGAUGUGGCUGAUGAUAAAGACAGACACAAUAUGUUCCUGCCCAGUAAGUAGUAUUCUUGAGUUGCUUCUUUUAAGGAAUGAUGGAAGUUAUGCCUUCUAAAGAAGACUGAGAAAAAACAAGUUUGGUUAUGAGAAACCAUCAUGUUCCUGUCAUCCCUUACUUUCCCCUGAUGUAGCAGUUGAGAAAAUAAAUGCUGGGAGUAGAUUUGGAUGCUGGGAUUAAUGCAAUGACAUGAUAGCAGUGCUCCAAUAUCUCAGGGCUUGCCACAAAGAAGAGGGAGUCAAGGUAUUCUCCAAAGCAUCAGAAGGCAGGACAAGAAGCAAAGGAUGGAAACUAACC